Morus notabilis is the source of this 2004-nucleotide messenger RNA. RefSeq names its product sodium/calcium exchanger NCL. Gene Ontology annotation, biological process: intracellular calcium ion homeostasis; calcium ion transmembrane transport. The record is from RefSeq and is a predicted model, not a curated record. The transcript is spliced from 7 exons. Gene Ontology annotation, molecular function: calcium:proton antiporter activity; calcium ion binding. Gene Ontology annotation, cellular component: membrane. The coding region runs from base 76 to 1812 and encodes 578 amino acids. NCBI's taxonomy places the organism in Eukaryota, Viridiplantae, Streptophyta, Magnoliopsida, Rosales, Moraceae.
CUCUUCUUAAGAACUAAUCCAAUCUCCUUUCUCGCACCUCUCUCUCUCUCUCUACGUGUACUCUAACGUCUAGCCAUGGCGAAGGCAUUCCUCCCACUCUUAAUCCUGAUCCUCUGCGGCCAAUCCCACGGCCGCUUCAUCUCCGACCAAUCGUCACAGUCCGAUCUGGUCUCCAAUGGCCUCCACGAUCUCCGCGAAGCCCAGCCGUCCUUCCUCCGUCUCAACGCCGCGCUAUCCGAUUUCGGAGCCGAGUCCACCUGCGAGCAGUCGUACGGGUUCUUGCCGUGCACCACCACCGCGCUCGGAAACCUGUUCUUGAUACUCGUCUAUGGCUACCUCAUGUUCACGGCCGCCACUUACCUCUCCAAUGGCAGCGAGCUCCUGCUCGAGAUCCUUGGGCCCGGCAUCGUCGGCGGUUUGUUCCUUCCCGUUCUCGGCGCGCUUCCUGAUGCCAUGCUCAUUCUCGUAUCUGGACUUUCUGGAAGCGCAGAAACUGCUCAAAGUCAGGUCUCUGUUGGAAUGGGCUUGCUGGCUGGGUCAACUGUACUGCUCCUCACUGUGAUAUGGGGAACCUGUAUUAUUGUUGGGAAGUGUGAUAUCGAAGGUUCGGUUGCAAGAGAUGGAAAGGAUACAAAAGGAUUUAGCUUGAUUGGUUCUGGAGUUAGCACUGAUAUUUGGACGAGCUAUGCUGCAAGGAUUAUGGCUAUAUCUGUUCUCCCGUUUCUUAUUGUUCAACUACCACAACUUCUCAACUCGACCUCAGGAAGACAUUUAGCCGUUUUGAUUGCGCUUAUUGUUUCCGUGUUGCUAUUGAUUUCUUAUUGCCUGUAUCAGGUUUUUCAGCCCUGGAUACAGAGGAGACGAUUAGAUUAUGCAAAGCAUAAACAUGUUAUAUCGGGAAUCUUGCAACAUUUACAUAUGCAUGGAUUAGGAAAGCUCCUUAAUGAGGAUGAAGAACCCAACAUCAGAGUUAUAGAAAAGUUAUUUGAAAAAAUUGAUGAGAACCAUGAUGGCCAUCUUUCGGCUUCUGAAUUAAGAGCACUGAUAAUAGGAAUUCGAUUUGACGAGAUAGACUUGGACAAGGAUGACGCCGUGGAAAAACUGAUGAGAGAUUUUGAUACAACCAGUGAUUCACAAAUAGAUGGGCCUGAAUUUGUAGCGGGUAUAACUAAGUGGCUUAAUGAGGCAAAACGUGCUGGGAAUUCCUAUAAUGGUCAUGGUGGAACAAUGAAAUUUUUGGGUGAUUUCCAUGCGCGAACCAAGCAAGAGCAUGAUCUGUUGGGGGCGGGAGAUCAAAGCGAAGAAGCCACAGAAGGUGUUGCAAAUGCUAAAUGGACAAGCUUGAAAGCAGCGUUGAUGUUGUUGGUGGGAGCUGCUAUUGCAGCGGCAUUUGCAGAUCCUCUGGUGGAUGCUGUCGACAACUUCUCCAGUGCCACAAGCAUUCCAACUUUUUUCAUCUCAUUCAUUGCACUUCCUCUGGCUACUAACUCUAGUGAGGCUGUAUCUGCCAUAAUCUUUGCUACGAGAAAGAAGAAAAGAACUUCCUCCUUAACAUUUUCUGAGAUUUACGGGGCUGUAACGAUGAAUAACGUCCUCUGCCUAUCGGUUUUCUUGGCUCUUGUCUACGCCAGAGGAUUAACAUGGGACUUCUCGUCCGAAGUUCUAGUCAUUCUUAUAGUUUGUAUCGUGAUGGGUCUCUUCGGCAGCUUCCGUACAACUUUCCCUCUGUGGACAUCUUCAGUGGCUUUCCUGCUUUAUCCAUUCUCCCUUGCCCUGGUUUAUGUUCUUGAUUACUUUUUCGGCUGGUCAUAGACCGAGUUUCAGCUUAUGUAAUUCAGAAUCAGAACCCUUUUUCUCAAUUUUCUUUUCUUUCCUUGUAUGAUCGCGAUUUGUGAAUAAGUUAUAUGCUUCUGGAUUUUGUUGAUGGAUGAUCAGAGCAUCUAUAUGAUCAUCAAGUUUUCUUAUAUAAUUCUGGCGGUGGUGCAGUGCUUUGUUCUUUUGUAA